Miniopterus natalensis is the source of this 2622-nucleotide messenger RNA. The record is from RefSeq and is a predicted model, not a curated record. Lineage: Eukaryota; Metazoa; Chordata; Mammalia; Chiroptera; Miniopteridae.
AUGGGAACUGUCUACCUUGACCAUGCAGGAGCCACCCUGGUCCCCCAGAGCCAGCUCACAAGCUUCACUCAUGAUCUCAUGGAGAAUGUUUAUGGUAAUCCUCACAGCCAGAACAUCAGCAGCAAGCUCACCCACGACACCGUGGAGCAGGUGCGCUACAGGAUUCUGGCACAUUUCCACGUCUCCCCAGAUGACUACAGUGUGAUUUUCACGGCUGGGAGCACGGCUGCUCUUAAACUGGUGGCAGAGGCCUUCCCGUGGGCGCCCCGGGGUCCGGAGAGCAGCGGGAGCCUGUUCUGUUACCUCACUGACAGCCACACCUCUGUGGUGGGCAUGAGGACGGUCGCCACAGCCAUGGGCGUCAUUUCCAUCCCGGUCCGGCCGGAGGAUAUGUGGUUGGCGGAGAAAUGGGAUGCUGGCACCAGCAACCCCGAGUGCCAGCUGCCGCAUCUCUUCUGUUACCCAGCUCAGAGUAACUUUUCUGGAACCAGAUACCCUCUGUCCUGGAUAGGAGAGGUCAAGUCUGGGCGGAGGUGCCCCGUGAGCGCUCCUGGGCAGUGGUUCGUGCUGCUGGAUGCGGCCUCCUACGUGAGCACCUCACCUUUGGACCUGUCGGUUCACCAGGCCGAUUUCAUUCCCCUCUCCUUCUAUAAGAUCUUUGGCUUCCCCACCGGCCUGGGGGCCCUGCUGGUGCAUAAUCGUAUGGCUCCUUUGCUGAGGAAAACCUACUUUGGAGGAGGCACAGCUGCUGCGUACCUGGCAGGAGAAGACUUCUAUGUCCCGAGACAGUCAGUGGCAGAAAGGUUUGAGGAUGGCACCAUCUCGUUUCUUGACGUGAUAGCGCUCAAACAUGGAUUCGAUGCCCUAGAGCGCCUCACAGGUGGAAUGGAGAACAUAAAGCAGCACACCUUUGCCUUGGCUCAGUACACCUACGCUGCCCUGUCCUCUCUCCAGUACCCCAACGGGGCUCCUGUGGUGCGGAUUUACAGCGACUCUGAGUUCAGCUCGCCAGAGGUUCAGGGCCCAAUCAUCAAUUUUAAUGUGCUCGAUGACAAUGGGAACAUCAUUGGUUACUCCCAGGUGGAAAAAAUGGCCAGUCUUUACAACAUCCAAGUGCGAACUGGCUGCUUCUGUAACACUGGGGCCUGCCAGAGGCACCUGGGGAUCAGUGACGAGAUGGUCAAGAAAUAUCUUCAGGCUGGUCAUGUCUGUGGAGAUGACGUGGAUCUCAUAGAUGGCCAGCCUACAGGGUCUGUGAGGAUUUCCUUUGGAUACAUGUCUACUCUUGAGGAUGCCCAAGCCUUUCUCAAGUUCAUCAUAACCACCCGACUGCACCCGUCAAGUGGCCAGCCGGUCCCUCAGGCCACCCCCGGGGAGGCUGAAGCCGUACUAGCAGAGAGCGAGGCUCAGAACACUGUGGACAGAUGUCGCCCCUCAUCCCAGGAAGACACCCCCACAGCCUCCAGGGUUUGGAAUGACUUGCCCACUGCUUUGGGUGCUGUGUGUUUGCAACCACCUCUGCCAGAGGCCACCAGGACCCCGCAGACCCCUGCAGAGAAAGCUGCAGGAGUCCUUGAUGGGGACCUUGAGCCACAUGUCAUCACCAACCUUUUCCUCUACCCGAUCAAAUCCUGUGCCGCGUUUGAGGUGACCACGUGGCCUGUAGGAAGUCAAGGGCUGCUGUAUGACCGGAGCUGGAUGGUUGCGAAUCACAAUGGCAUUUGCCUGAGUCAGAAGCACGAGCCCCGGCUCUGCCUGAUCCAGCCCUUCAUUGACCUGCAGCAAAGGGUCAUGGUCCUUAAAGCCAAAGGAAUGGAGCCUAUACAGGUGCCUCUUGAGGAAAAUGGUGAACAGGUUCGGAUUUGCCAAAGCAAGGUCUGUGCGGACAGGGUAAAUACUUAUGACUGUGGAGAAAAAAUUUCAAGCUGGUUGUCAAAGUUUUUGGGCCGUCCAUGUCAUUUGAUCAAACAAAGUUCAGACUUUCAAAGAAAUUCGAAGAAGACACGUGGCAAAGGUCCGUCUGCUGGUACAACAGCCACUCUUUCUCUGGUGAAUGAGGCCCAGUAUUUGCUGAUAAACAGAUCCAGCAUUUUGGAACUUCAGCAGCAAUUAACCGCCAGUGAUGAGAAUGGAAAGGAGGAAUUAUUCCCGAUGAAAGAUCUCAUCUCACGUUUCCGUGCCAAUAUUAUUAGCAACGGAACAAGCGCUUUCGAAGAAGAGAAAUGGGAGGAGAUUUCAGUUGGCUCCUUACGUUUCCAGGUUUUGGGGCCUUGUCACAGAUGCCAGAUGAUUUGCAUUGACCAGCAAACUGGGGCACGAAACCAAGAUGUUUUCCAAAAGCUUUCUGAGUAUCGAGAGAGAAAGGUGAACUUUGGAGUGUACCUGAUGCAUAUGCCUUUGGAUUUGUCUUCUCCACGUUUCCUGUCCGUAGGAUCUCAGGUGCUCCCUGUGUUGAAGGAAAACGCGGAAUGCCACGAUCGAUCACCUUCCGAGAAACAUCAGAAUGUUAUCUCCUAAGAUGAGGUUUUUUUCCCCCAGACAAAAUUAAAAUUUCCCUUUUAUGACUAUCUCUACUCUUAUUAAGAUCAUCAUGUGGUCCAGUGGAACUCGGUCUUCUCCCCU